Molecule: messenger RNA, 3036 nt
Organism: Cotesia congregata
Lineage: Eukaryota; Metazoa; Arthropoda; Insecta; Hymenoptera; Braconidae
Source: the annotation of a GenBank genome assembly
AUGUCGCGUGAUAUUCGAUCGUAUUUUUCAUUUCCUAAAGGACAAAGCAAAAAUGCACCAGCAGCAAAGCCGUCAAAGAUUAACAAAAAAACGUUGUCAUCUGAUGAGGAAGAUUCUCAUGCAAGUCCAAAAAAAAAUAAAGCUAAAAAAACAAAAAAAACUUCGAACCACAUUAUAUCAGACUCGGACGACGAGGAUACGGUGACAAAAAAACCCGUCUCCAAGAGUCCAUCCACGAAGGGGAAGGACAAGGUUAAAGAGAAAGAAAAAGAGCUUAAGCCCGUGACUCUUGACAGUAUAUUCAGCAAAGAACCAGUCAAACGUAAAAACGCCCCCGCACCGAUUCCCAAAAAAUUAAAAGAAGCCGAGGCGAGUUUUCACGACGACAAGGAGUUCGAAGCGACCUUGAGCCAGUUGGACACGACAGAAAUCGAAACGAUAUUCCAGAAUAAAGAUAAGACUAAGGAUAAGGAAAAGAAACUGGAUCAGUUUAGCGGAAAACGCAAACCUAGUGACAGCUACAAUGAAACUUCGCCUAAAAAAAUAAAACUCAGCGAAGAUCUCAAAGUAGAAAAAGAAAAGUCUAAAGCCAAGGAUAAAAAUGCCAACCAUUCAAAAUUGGAGGUCGAGGUUGACAAGAAGAAGAAACAAAAGAACGAUGCAGAUGAAGUGUACGAAGAAAACAUCGCCAAGAAAAAACAGCAUGCGGUUGCUUAUCAGCAGUACCUCCACAGAGGCGGCGCGAGGAACCCCGGCUCCAAAGAAAUUCCCAAGGGAGCGGAAAACUGCUUGGCUGGUUUGAGCUUCGUGGUGACCGGAGUCCUGGAGUCUUUGGAGCGUGAGGAAGUCGAUGAGUUGAUAAAGCAGUACGGAGGUCGCGUGGUUGGAAAUUUGUCGAAGAAAACUAAUUAUCUCGUGGUUGGAGAUGCUGCUGGAGAGUCUAAGAUGGCCAAGGCGGAUUCUUUGCACGUUAAAAAAAUUUCUGAAGACGAAUUAUUGGAGAUGAUCCGCUCCAGGCCUGCUGGUAAGUCCUCCGCUGUGAUUCCUAGUCGCAGCAAGAAGAAUAGUAGUUUUAAUAAGUCUACAGAUGAUGAACUCAAACCUUCGCCUCCUAAAAAAAUUUCUUCUGAGGUCAAACCUAAUAAAAUUGAAGAUGUUGAAAUGAAGAGUGUUAAUAUUAAAGAUGAAAAUAUUUUUAAAGCUCCAAUUUCAUCCAAAGAAGCUUCAACAUCUGUUACAAGUUCAGAAAAAGCUUCAACAUUAAUUACAAGUUCGGAAAAACCUUCAAAAUUUUUUGAAAGUUCAGAAAAAGCUUCAACAUCAAAACAAGAAUUUUUUGGUAAUAAUCACGUAGAAGCUUUGGUAGAAAAAUACCGUCCCAAAAUGAUGAAACAAAUAAUUGGUCAACAUACUGAUAAAAGUUGUGCAAGAAAAUUGCACACGUGGAUUCUUAACUGGCACAAAAAUCAACACGGCAAGGUUAAGCCACCUAAGCCUUCUCCUUGGGCAAAAAAUGACGAUGGAGCUUUUUACAAAGCUGCUUUGUUGUCCGGAGCUCCGGGAAUAGGCAAGACUACCACGGCCCAGGUGGUCUGCAAUGAACUCGGCUACGACUUGGUUGAAUUUAACGCUUCAGAUACGAGAAGUAAGCGUCUCCUGAAAGAAGAAGUCUCGACUUUGUUGUCUAACACCAGUGUCAAAGGUUACUUCUCCAGUAAUAAAGAAGACAAGACUUCUAGGAAGCAUGUGUUGCUGAUGGACGAGGUGGAUGGUAUGGCGGGCAAUGAAGACCGUGGAGGGCUCCAAGAGCUGAUUAAUCUUAUCAAAGCUGCUGAUGUUCCUAUUAUUUGUAUAUGCAAUGAUCGGAACCAUCCUAAAAUGAGGACUCUAGCGAAUUAUACUUUUGAUCUGAGGUUCCAGAAGCCUAGACUAGAGCAAAUUAGGGGCGCUAUGAAGUCGCUGUGUUGCAAAGAAAAUAUUUCGAUCUCUACGGAGAAUUUGGAUCGGUUGAUUCAGUCGACUAAUUUUGAUAUAAGACAGGUUAUUAAUCAUCUGGCGAUGCUCAAGGGUGAACCUGUGGAGAAAAAGGAAGGGAGGAUUUCCGGUGAUAUUAAUAAAGAUCUUAAGCUUGGACCCUGGGAUGUUGUUCGCAAGGUUUUCAGUGCUGAGGAACAUAAGAAUAUGAGCAUUCAUGAUAAGAGUGACUUGUUCUUUCAUGAUUAUAAUAUUGCUGGGCUGUUUGUGCAGGAGAAUUAUUUAUCUGUCGUGCCUAAAGUUCCCAAAGUUGCAAAAACAGCUGACAGUUUGUCAAUGGGAGAUUUAGUAGAAAAAGCGAUCCGUGAAAAAAACGCCUGGUCUUUACUACCAGCUCAAGCUUGCUACUCUUCUGUAAUUCCUGGCUCGCUGAUGUCCGGGCACAUUGGUGCGCAAAUAAAUUUUCCCAGCUGGCUUGGACGUAACUCCAAGCGCAAUAAAUUUGAUAGAAUACUGCAAGAAAUUACAGUUCACACGCGACUGGUUACUGGCGCCAGUAAAGAAGCGAUUAAUAUUGAUUACCUCAACGCAUUGAGAGAUAAAAUUACUCGGCCGCUGGCGCUCAAUGGCACUGAAGGUGUCGAUUCGGCUGUUGAUGUCAUGAAUCAUUACCAUUUACUCAGAGAAGAUUUAGACGGAAUAGUUGAAGUUUCUUUGUGGCCAGGUCAGCGUGAUCCUUUCCAAGUGAUUGAUUCUAAAGUAAGAGCGGCAUUCACGCGUUCUUAUAAUAAAAAUUCAACCUUGACACCGUUUGCUGCUACGGCGAGCAAGAAAAAAGGCGGUGGUGAUUUAACUUCUGAGGAUUCGGGAUACAUGGAAGCUGGGGAAGAAACUAUUUCUGACUCUGAUAAUGACGAUGAUAGUUUAGAAGCAGAUCGCAUGGUCAAGGCGAAAAAAGCUGCUCCAAAAAAAGAACCGGCAAAAAGUACUACUAAAAAAACUACCUCAAAAGCUUCGGUGGAUAAACCGGCGAGUAGACGCGGCCGGGGUCGUGGAAAAUAA